CAGGAGGCAAAAUUGGAAUUCGGGUUUCACGUUUAAGCGCAAACAGGAGCUUUUCCCACUAGUGCUGUGAAAACUCGGAUUUUUCAAACUACAGCUGUUUGAAAAUCUUCAAGAAGGAUUUGCAAAAUGACUUCUACAAACUUCAGUCGCGAGAUGCACCUGCUCUCCCUUUUCAUUGAGGAGGUGAUAGAUCAACGCUAUGCUGAGCUGGUGAGUCCAAUCACUGCACCUCAGAUGGUCGUCCUUAACUUGAGGAACCGUGAACUGAGCAGCAGCCAACUGGACUCCAUGUCCCACCUGGUCCUCACUCUUUACCAUAACCUGGUGACUGGGUCCAAGGACUUUCCUUACAUACCUUUUAAAGGAUUGUUCCACCGGGACCAGGUGACGACACCAUUUGUCCAUGUGAGGCAGAGCCAAAGAGAGAACACCACUCCUUCUCCUCCUACCGACUCACCAGCUGGCAUGAUGCUGCCGCCUGCGGGCUCCAGCUCUCAUCCACGCUUCCUGACUCCAGUUCUUCCAGAGAAAGCGGAUCUUGCUGUGCUGAAGGCAGAUCGGAGGAACUGUGUCCGCACCCUGACUGUCGACGGCCUCCCCGUCACCAGAGUCAUCUCCACUGUUUACCGAACAGAGGACACUGAGAUGACAAACCGCUGGAGAAUAACAGACUACAGCGCGGACGGCACAGUUCUCACUUCGGUGCUCUGCCGUUUUCUAAAUAUGUCGGCAAAGCGUGCUAAGAGGAAGGCUCCGGAGGAAGAGAGCAGCAUCCGGAGCCCGACUCCAGCAAGGAAGCGCUUGAGAUUAUAAUAUACAGUGAAGCAUGUCGAACGUCAGCAAGCCUGAACAAAGUGUCAGGAAAAAGAGUCA
Neolamprologus brichardi is the source of this 873-nucleotide messenger RNA. Lineage: Eukaryota; Metazoa; Chordata; Actinopteri; Cichliformes; Cichlidae. The record is from RefSeq and is a predicted model, not a curated record.